Messenger RNA from Drosophila eugracilis, 3083 nucleotides. RefSeq names its product box A-binding factor (gene GATAe). The record is from RefSeq and is a predicted model, not a curated record. The transcript has 6 exons. The coding region runs from base 487 to 2697 and encodes 736 amino acids. Gene Ontology annotation, biological process: cell fate commitment; positive regulation of transcription by RNA polymerase II; negative regulation of transcription by RNA polymerase II. Lineage: Eukaryota; Metazoa; Arthropoda; Insecta; Diptera; Drosophilidae. Gene Ontology annotation, molecular function: zinc ion binding; RNA polymerase II cis-regulatory region sequence-specific DNA binding; DNA-binding transcription factor activity, RNA polymerase II-specific.
UGUGGGUAAACUAAUUGGGCGGCAAACUCGCGCCAGACACCGCAUUGCGUCGUCGUCGUUGUUGUCAUCGCACUGUUAGGCGUUCAGUGUUCAGUGUUCCGAGCCCAGAGACCACAGACCACAGACCAGAGCCCAGUACCAUCGUCAGAGUCGAGUUGGUCUCGAAUCAAAAAAAGAAAAUAGUAGCACUUUUUCGUAUCACUGCUUACCGCUAAAGGUUGCGCGCGGGCCACAACCUCGAUUUGCUCCUCGAAUGACAGAGUUAGAUCACCCACAAAAGUUCCUAUUUCGCAUUUUUCGCGCCAGUUUACCCGCUGCCGAGAUUCAUUCAAGAAGUGGUCCCAACACCUGGACACAUCGUGCAUGUGAUAGCUUCUUAAAAACAAAAAAAAAAGAUACGAAACACAACAGAACUUGGAAAUCAAGUGAUAAAAACCAAACUUAGAUAAAACGCCGGAAGAAACCCAAAAAGAAGAAUUCUGUUUGAUGGUCUGCAAAACUAUCUCAACGAGUUUGAAAAUGCAGCUGAAGAUGGAACAGCAGACAACGCAGCAGCAGCAGCAACAACAGCAGCAGCAGCAGCAGCAACAAUUGCAACAGCAGCAACAGCAGUCGGCUCUGACCAAGCAGGAACUUCAAUUGCUGGACAAGAUUAAGCUUGAGGCUAGCAACGGGGCCGAGCAGCUGUCCGGCAAUCUGGAGGAGCAACAGGAACAGCAGCCAGCAACAUCGGUGGGCGUGGUAGUGCAGACAAGCCAGGCGGGUGUCAGUGAACCAGAAGAGCAGUACGUGGUGCCGCGCAUUCAGCGCGCGCGCAUUCUCACCACAGCGGGCACUCUUGAACUGAACGAAGUUCGCGAGGGUGAGCCCAGCACAAACGCCAGCAACGCUAGCUCGGGAUCUGCUCCGGAUAGUCACAUUGAGUUCCAGCGCAGUGCUCAUCACUCGCCCGGAGCUACCCACUACGUGCAGAUGGCGCCACGAAAUGCAGAGUUGCAGGAACAGGUGGGAAAUGCCGCCGGAGCACCACCGGGUACCAUAUAUACCUAUUCCUCCGGACAGCUUAUCUGCCCCGGCGAUGAUGUGGCUGCCAUUAAAAUCGAAACUAUCGAAAAGGGUGAGACAUCGGGAGAGUCACAGCAACAGCAGCAACAACUCCAGCAGCAGCAGCAAUGUCCAACGCCCAAUGGCGGUAGCUAUGGCGAGACCAUUGUGAUAAGCAAUGCAGCGGAGGCACUGCAUCAUCAGCAGCAGCAGCACCAUCAGCACCAGCAGCAUCAGCAGCACCAACACCACCAGGUUAAUCAGGCAGCCGCCGCAGUGGUAGCAGCGGCGGCAGCCCAAGGUGUCCACCUAGCCACAAGUUCUCAUGGCGGCACCGUUCGCUUCGUCACGGAGGAUGGGCGAUUCACCACUGCAGGACCGGAGACAUCCACUUCGAGUCUGUACUACGAUGCACCAGUGGUGGAUGGGAGUGUUCAAGUCAACGAGGCCAAGACUUACGCCGAUCUGGGCAACGCCUACACCCCCUUCCCGCCCAACCACAGCUUCACCAGCAACAGCUAUCCGGCCGCGUUGCAGCAGGGCAACACCAUCUAUAGUGUUCCGGGCACCGGGCAGUUCCUGACCAAGUCCGAAACUGGUAUAAAUCAACUGCGCCAGGCUGGACCAGCCACUUUCCAGACGAUAGCAUUCAACGACGGCGGCAAUGCCAUCGACAUGUGGCCAUCUCCCGCACCGCCAGAGUACCAGAAUGUGUCCUUUACCAACUUUCAUCCGCAGGUUAUUGAUGAUUAUGCAGCGGGUAACGUGCCCGCUGCCCACUGGUCAGCCGCCAGCAGCAUUGGCCAGUAUGAUGGAAGUUUGGUGUCUGCCUCGUCCACCUCGUCACCCAACCACGACAUCAAGUGCGAUAAUUGCAACGGACCUUUAGCCCGCAAAGGUAAUGAGUAUUUCUGCCACCAAUGCUCACCCUAUAUGAGAGUACCGCGCAUGCCCCAGCGCCAGGCCAAGCCCAAGGCAGCCGUUGCACCCAACAAUCGACGCAACGGGGUAACCUGCGCCAACUGCCAGACCAACUCGACAACGCUUUGGCGUCGCAACAACGAGGGCAAUCCCGUGUGCAACGCAUGCGGGCUGUACUUCAAGCUGCACAACAUGAAUCGCCCGCUUUCGAUGAAGAAGGAGGGCAUCCAGAAGCGGAAGCGGAAGCCAAAGAACAAUGGAGGAGCUCCCAUUCAUCGGGCACCGCUGCCAAGCUUGUUCCUAUUUCCAACGCCAGGCAUGUCCCAAGGAGUCACCCUGAUGGCGAACAAUCCGCUCUAUCCCUCCCAGGUGCCAAUCACCAUGAUGAGUAGCCAGCAGAAUGCCAGUCCGGAGCUGCAUGAUAUGUCGACGACGGGUCCGUCAGGUGGCCAGCGGGGUGUGGCCAUUUCGCUGAACACUUCGGCACCACCAACCUCCGACGGUACCCUCAACAUGUCCGCUCGUCACCACGUGACCGGCGAGAGUCACUCGCCCUACAGCCAACAAUCGACUCCCCAGAGCCAGUCGCCUCACCUGCCAAGCGUUGUGGCGAUAAACCGUCAGAUCGUUCAACCAGUACCCACCAUCGAAAGCGGUCGAAGUUCCAACAGUGAACUGACCCCCAGCGUCAUCACGCGCACUGGACUCCCAGAGAGAUCAUCGAAUAACUAAGAUAAUCCUUACUUAACUACGAACUAAAGUAAUCUAAAGUUAACCUAACCAAAAUGUCAAAGUUGCCAAAAUAUUUAUUUAAGCCCUAUUCUUAGAUAUAUCAAUAUAUAUAUAUAUAUAUAUAUAUAUAGAGCCAAGACCAAUGUCCCAGUUAGAGGAAGACUUAAUGGGUUUCCAAUAGCCAAGAUACUUAAACGUCUUCCUCCUUUUUAGUCAACUGCUUACAGCAACUAGUUUGAAAUGAUUUGUGCCAACUACUUAGGUUCAGAUCGCUGUACUAUAUAUAUAGUUUAGUUAAAAGACAGCACAAGAGCCCAUAAUGAAGUCUACGAUUUUGUAUGUUUAAGCAUCUCUUUUUAAAUUCAACAAAAUAAAUAAGUUGUAAA